AUGGGGUCUUUGGGAGUUGAAACUGGAAAGAAGAAGGCAAUGUGGCUCUAUCCUAAGGUUUUAGGAUUUAAUCCUUCUGAAAGAUGGGGUCAUUCUGCCUGUUACUCUCAUGGGGUUGUUUAUGUCUUUGGGGGAUGUUGUGGGGGUCUGGAUUUCAGUGAUGUUCUCCUGCUAAAUCUUGAUACGAUGGUUUGGAACUCUCUGGCAACCACAGGUCAAGGGCCUGGUCCAAGAGACAGCCACAGUGCUGUUCUCGUUGGCCGACAGAUGAUUGUUUUUGGGGGCACAAAUGGCUCUAAGAAGGUGAAUGAUCUUCAUGUUUUGGAUCUUGGGACCAAGGAGUGGAUUAGCCCUGAAUGUAAAGGGACUCCUCCUUCGCCUCGCGAAAGUCACACUGCAACCCUCAUUGGUGACGAUAAAAUCAUGGUGUUUGGGGGAAGUGGAGAAGGUGAAGCAAAUUAUUUGAAUGAUUUGCAUGUUUUAGACCUCAGGUCUAUGAGAUGGACUUCUCCAGAGGUGAAGGGUGAUAUUCCUGCUCCUAGGGAUAGUCACAGUGCUGUUGCAAUUGGCAGUAAGCUUUUUGUGUAUGGUGGUGAUCGUGGUGAUAGGUAUCAUGGUGAUGUGGAUGUUCUUGAUACAGACACAAUGACUUGGAGAAAGCUUGCUGUUCAAGGAUCUUCGCCAGGCGUUAGAGCAGGCCAUACUGCUGUGAAUAUUGGGACAAAGGUUUAUGUCAUUGGAGGUGUUGGGGACAAGCAUUACUACAAUGAUGUUUGGGUGCUUGAUGUGAGUACUUGUUCAUGGACUCAACUUGAUAUAUCCGGGCAGCAACCUCAAGGGAGGUUUUCUCACACUGCGGUUGUUACAGACUCGGAUAUUGCCAUCUAUGGCGGGUGUAGAGAGGAUGAGCGUCCUCUCAAUCAGUUGCUGGUCUUGCAACUUGGAGCCGAACACCCCAAUGGUCGAUACAACAUAUCCAUGUGCAAGAUCUUUGGAAGCCAUUGGAAUCAAGAAAAGAGAAGAUUUCUACACGGAGCAGAGGACAAUUCGACAAUGUUUCUAGGGAACAACGACAUAGUCCGAAAGGGCUCUCAAGAAUCAGAAGAAUCAAAACAACCUUUUCAGUUCAGUUCAGAUACUCUGCAUCCCAAGAAGAAAAGAACUGCAAAUUCGAAAGCAUGGGAGAUUGAUUCAGAACAAGAAGAGCAUUCUCUUUCGCUCUCUCAACAUUCAUCUCCAUCACAAUCUGAUCAAGAACAGAUCCCAGUUCAGAAAUCUGUUGAUUCCCUCACAUCCGGCCAAGGCCUUAAUUUGUUUAGGCAGUUAAACAAAAUCCCCAGAAAUUGCCGGGCUGAUGAUGCUGCCAGUAGCCAUAAACAACCUAGAGCUACGGUGCAAAGAACCCCAUACAACCUCCAAAUUUCUAGGGAGCAUAAAAGAGCAGAACAAUAUUUUCAUGCUGGCAGACAGGAAACACCGUUCCCAGCGACGGAUUAUGCACCCAUGGAGUCAGCAUGUAUUCAGAACCUGGUUGGUGCUGAAGUCCGAGGUAAAGUCGAUGGAGCCUUCGACUCAGGCCUUCUAAUGACUGCAACUGUUAAUGGGAAGAUUUUUAGAGGGGUCUUGUUUGCACCUGCACCAGGUGGAUUACCGCGAGGGGCCGUUCUAGCUCAAAAUCAUGCACCUCCAGCAACUCAAAUUCCGAUCAUUCAAAAAUUUCCAAACACAAAUCAUAUCGAUUCGUUAAAGCCUUCUCACCAUCCGGGAACUUUCUCCAUGCCAGAAUCUGGUCAGAGUUUUCGACAAGCUCAAAUGACAAGAACAUAUCCAGUAAUUAGAGCUGCUCCAUCAGUAGCCAAAGAACAAAAGCCAAGAAGUGAUCUUCAAGGUGUGGUGCUAACGCUAGGAGGACCUGCUAGUGGUCAUGUUGGACAAAUCUAA
Molecule: messenger RNA, 1941 nt
Organism: Dovyalis caffra
Lineage: Eukaryota; Viridiplantae; Streptophyta; Magnoliopsida; Malpighiales; Salicaceae
Source: the annotation of a GenBank genome assembly